AUGUUCCGCUCUACCACGUCCGAGGAUCUGUUCAUGUCGGAAUUCACCAAGGCUGCCUAUCAGCGGGCUUUCUCGCUAGACAAGCUCAAGUUGGUUGUCACCGCUGAAUUCAACAAAAAGGGUACACUUGGGGCUGUCAAACGUAUUUACAAGCCCCAGAGGCUUUCCCAUCCAUCCAGCACAAAGAAGUCUUGGUUUCCAUCUGGCGUACAACAUACUUGGUACCCAUCUCCACCCGAACAUCAGAUCAUUCUAGAAACUGGUAUUGGUAGAGUCAUUGCUGCUUUUGUUUUGUGGUGCAUGGGGCCAACGUGCCAAGAAGAUCGUUAA
Molecule: messenger RNA, 330 nt
Organism: Penicillium antarcticum
Lineage: Eukaryota; Fungi; Ascomycota; Eurotiomycetes; Eurotiales; Aspergillaceae
Exons: 1
Coding region: 1-330 (109 amino acids)
Source: RefSeq, a predicted model, not a curated record